This is a messenger RNA of Callorhinus ursinus (northern fur seal), 489 nucleotides long. NCBI's taxonomy places the organism in Eukaryota, Metazoa, Chordata, Mammalia, Carnivora, Otariidae. The record is from RefSeq and is a predicted model, not a curated record.
CUCAGGCGCUCAGAAAAGACCGGCGGCACAUCUGGGAGAGCCUCAGAACCACGGACCCUCGAUAGCACCUUCUCCCCUCCGAACAUGACGGGGACACUACUCAUGUCCUUGGUCAGCUGCCUCAUUGCCAUAAGUCAGGCCAGCCUCAUCAAUCGCUGUGACUUGGCCAGGGUGCUGCACAAGGAGGACUUGGAUGGGUUUGAGGGCUACUCCCUCAAUGACUGGCUGUGUCUGGCUUUGGUGGAAAGCAAAUUCAACAUAUCAAAGGUAAAUGAAAACGCAGACGGCAGCUUUGACUACGGAAUCUUCCAGAUCGACAGCCACUCCUGGUGCAAUGAUUACCAAAGUCACUCAGAGAACAUCUGCCACGAGGACUGUCAAGGUCUGGCCAGGGCCCCAGGGUGGGAGAGACCUACUGAGGCCCAGUCUUCUCUCAACCAUCAGCUGUGCAAAGAAGAUUGUGUCCGGAGCAGGGGGCAUGAAGAACUG